GGUUAAGGACGCGUUUGCAGUUUGAGCAAAAUUAAGCUGUUUUUCGGUACAUUUUGCGACUAAACCAAGCCAAAUCAAAUAUGACAAAUAACUCCUAGUUAUAGCUUGGGUCUUCAACUAUAAACGCGAGGAAGGUUUUUUUUGAAAAAAUAAAUUUUUGAUAUCAUAAAAAAGUUAUUUCGUAACCCCUUUCUACAAAAUUCAUGAUUCCGGGUCAAGUUUAGGUACAAUUUUCUACUAAGAAUAAAGUAAUUUAAUAUUGAUUUAUUUUUUGUAAAUAGGCAAACAUAGUCAAGAUUAAAUGUGAGGAAAAAAAAUACAGUAUUGUGCUAUGAAUAAGGUUAGAAAAAAUAAAAACAAAACCAAUUUUUUUCACAUAUUUUGCUACUAACGAUGAGUCUUAACAGCUUGAAAUAGGGGUUAUUUUAUUUGUAUUCCUUCCGACCCACGAUUGUGCGAAAGCCUCAUUCUGAGUCAGUCUGCGCUCGGCCGCCGUCGUGAGAGGACACUGUAUCGCUCGUUUCCAGCUGCUCGUGUUGAAAAAGAUCGCUGUAUAAAUACAAAAUAUUCGACUAACCAAAUUUGAUCCUUCUAAGAUGCCGAGAAGUCGAACGUUUGGCAAAAGCUCUCGUAAACAAGUGCUUUCCAGAAAAAAUGCAUUGGAAAAUAUAAGACGACUUCGAGAAGUGAGUCGCAAUUCUAGUGACAUAAGUGAGGUGCAUUCAGAAGAAACAGAUUGUAGUACUUCCAAUAACAAUGACUUGGAGACAUCUUACACCGCUGUGGAUGAAGAAAAAGUAACCUAUCAGAUUUCAGGAAGAAGGCUUAUUGAAAUGGCUUAUUUUAUGGAGCAAUUACAAGGAAUCAGCAAUCAUAAGUCUAUGUUUAAUUGUAAUUUGAGUACAAUUGAACUAUUGAGUGAAAAAAGGUCUGGGCUUCACUCGACCUUUUCAAUUAAAUGCAAAAUGUGUGGUGCUGAAUUCACGUUAGAAUCAUCCAAAAAAACUGAAAAUAAAAUGGACGUGAAUGAAGAAAUUGUCGCUGGUAUAAUGACGAUUGGUGCUGGGGUUACACAGCUUAAUACUGUUUUGUGUCAUGUAAAUAUGCCACCAAUGUCAGUACGAUUGUACCAAGCUAAGCAUGACAUAAUAAGUCGGUGGUGGAAAAAGGCUGCGCAACUCAUGAUCGAGGCGGGUAAAGAGGAGAAAGACAAUGCUUUAGCUAUUGGAAGUGUAAAUACAGAUGGGUUAGCUAUGAUACCUGUAUCGGGUGAUGCAUGUUGGUCCAAGCGCUCUUAUGGAACCAAUUACAGUGCUUCCUCCGGUGUUGGUGCAAUCGUAGGCAUGCACUCAAAAAAAGUAUUAUAUUAUGGUGUCAAAAAUAAAUUCUGCAAUAUCUGUGCACGAGCAGAAAAUAAAGGGGCAUUACCUAGGAAACAUGCUUGUUUUAAAAAUUUUCAAGGUCCUUCUACCGCUAUAGAAGCAGUUGUAAUAACAGAGGGCUUCAAAAAGUCCAUUGGUAUGCAUGGACUUAUCUACCACCAGUUUAUAGCAGAUGGUGAUUCAAGCACUUAUGCUAGCAUUAGGAACGCAAGGCCUUAUGAUAACAUAACUGUGGGUAAAAUCGAAUAUGCCAAUCCCGAAAUUGUUCGGCUAGAAAAAUUACGCCAAAAUUUAAAUCAAAAAAGGCACAACAGAAAAAUUAAAAAGAAAAAGAAUCCAAAGCCAUCUGCAUCUAAAGAUGCCUAUUAUGGUGAAAGUUGCCAAAAGGUGGACAUGAACGAGGAAGAAUUUGAAGAGGCCAAAAAUAAAUUUUUAAAUGCAUUAGAACUUUCGGAGACUGAAAAGGUAAAUUUAGAAAGGGACACAGUUUUGCAGAGUGGCAGUACAUUAUGGCUAGAAACUAGAAGGAAACUGCUGACAGCGUCGUGGUUCGCAGCAGUCUGUAAACGUCGCAUAACCACUGAGUGUGGACCACUAAUAAAACAAAUAUUGUAUCAGAAAGACUUAAGCAAUAUCCCGUCAAUAAAACAUGGCAGAAGCAAUGAAGCGACUGCCAUCCGCGAACUUGCAGCGAUCUUGAAUAUGCCCAUUGAAAAGUGCGGGUUGUUCAUAGACCGAGAAUUUCCCUUUCUUGGAGCAACCCCCGACGGAAAGUGUGAGAUUGGAAUAAUAGAAAUAAAAUGUCCAUCUUCGGCAUAUGGUUUGGAGCCAGACGAUGCCAUUAAACUCAAAAAGUUGAUUUUGGUUGCCUAG
Molecule: messenger RNA, 2255 nt
Organism: Helicoverpa armigera (cotton bollworm)
Lineage: Eukaryota; Metazoa; Arthropoda; Insecta; Lepidoptera; Noctuidae
Exons: 5
Coding region: 597-2255 (552 amino acids)
Source: RefSeq, a predicted model, not a curated record